Callithrix jacchus (white-tufted-ear marmoset) is the source of this 4620-nucleotide messenger RNA. The record is from RefSeq and is a predicted model, not a curated record. Lineage: Eukaryota; Metazoa; Chordata; Mammalia; Primates; Cebidae.
UAAAAUAAUAUAAACAUAAUAAUUUUUAAAAAUGCUAUUACUGUUUUAUUUCUUAAUUUUUACGCAUUUCAUCUGUUGAUUAUUAACCUGAUCGUGUUCGUUCUUUAAUACAAAUGUAGUGAACACCUGCUUUGGUUCUAGAGGAAUUAAUCAAGGAAUGUUCAAGAUAAAUAGGGUUGGCCUUGAUAGCUCAGGUGUUCAUGUACAAGUGUUUUCCAGCAAACAUAUUUUAGUUGUAACAGUCCAGUGAAUAACCAGAGGCCAAUUUGGGGUAAGUACCUUAGAAAUAAAUAGCUUUUGAAUAAAGUAUAUAUGCAAUAACAUUGCCUAUGAGUGUUUAGCAAAGUAAGGAAAGGCAUUUCAAUUUACUUUGGCAUAAAAAUCAUUUGAAUUUAUUAAAUUAACAUAUCACUUUUAUUCUCCUCAAAUGAUUUCACUGUACAUCAGAAGAUCCAGUUCUUAUAGGACUAUUCAUCAGGUUGUUUAGUUCUGCAGUGCUAGGUGCUUUCUGAUAAGAUAAAAUUCAAAACCCAAUGAGGUAAGUGAAUUUCUAAAACGAAUAUUUGUCUGAGGUUAUAAUUUAUUAAGUGCUUAGAAAUUUUCUGGAAAAAAUGGAUGCUCAAAGAAUAUAAAUUUAAUUAUUAAGAUAAUUAAUAAUAAUGAGAAAGAAACUCUAAUACUGAUAUUCUACCACAGAGGAAAAAUUCCAUUUUUUAAUAAUACUGUUUAUUCUAAUAUAAACCAAAUACAUAAAGCUAUAUCUACUGUAUUGUCACUUGAUAACUUAAAAGUACUAAUAACAUCUUGACUACUUACGUAUCUUCAAACACAUAUUUUGGUCAAAAGUCUUCUGAGAAACUGAAUAUAUUAGAAUAUGGUGAUAGAUAAACAUUUAUUUUGCAUGUAAAACUUUUACUCACUAGUUUUUACUAUUGUUGCACUCUCAUUUACAACCUCAUAGGCUAAAUUAAUCUCUAAUGAAACAUUUUCUUGAUAUUAAUAACAUAUGUCUAUAUCUGAAGUUUGCCAACACAUUUUCUAACAAUUGCUUUGGAUUGUUUUUUGAGGUUUUUAUCUUCUACAAAUGAGUGUCUAAACAAAUACAGUUUAACAACAUACAUUGAAAGAGAAUUUGAAAUGUCUAAAUAAUGACUCCAUAGUUUAGUUUGGAAGAAUAUUUGACUAUUAGUAAUCUUUAUAUAUAAAUAUGGUUGUUAGUGACGCCUAUCCAUUUAUGGGUCAUGGUGGCCCCCUUAUUAAUCUGCAAAACAGUCUAGAAAUGUAACUCUCCACUGAAGGCUGACAACACACUAUUCUGAAGGCUUUCAUCUUUAUCCUGAGUAAGGGUUACUUCCUCAUAACUUAUUAAUGGAUAAGUUUUUAAGGGUUACUAUCAUGUAUUAUUCAUAAGGUAAAAUUAUUAUUACUAAAAUUUAUGAGGCCUUGGAGUCAGCAUUCUACCGAGUAUGUGGUAAUACUGCAAAACUAAUUAUGCUUGAGAUACAGUCAAAAGGUUGAAUUUCCUGCAAUUUUAGUGGAGAGCACUUUAAUAGGGUAUUAAUUUUGUAAAUUGUUUAUGGUUUUCAAUUGCUGCUACUCAGGUUUGUUAGUAUUUUUGUCAACUUAUUCUUUAAUAUUUUAUUUCACUUAUAUUUUUUAUUUUAUAAUUUCAACUUCUAUCACAGAUUAAAAGGUGCAUGCACAGGUUUCUUACAUGCGUAUAUGGCCUGACACUAAGGAUUGAGGUAUAAAUGAUCUCAUCAGCCAGGUAGUGAGCAUAGUACUUAAUGGUAUCAUUUGUAUUUGAUUGUCAUUUUGUUUCAAACUUUGCAGGUUUUCUGCAUUGCAUUUUUCUUCCUUUGGAAAAGUAGGAGGAGGGUUUGGAGUUAUUUUGUCCUACGAAAUAAAGCGUGAGGAAAACUGUUGUAAAAAGUUAGCCAGAUUACUCAGUUACUUUAGAAUACAUUAAUUUUCUAAUAGUAUAGUUCCAAAACCAUACUGGAGUAAGUCUGUUUUUAUUCAGUUUCUCCUCUUGAUCUAUAAAUCACUUUAGAGUAAUCUUCUCAGAAGCUCUACUUGAUGUCAGAGUUACACUUAAUCCCACUUAAAAACCAUGAGAAAAGAUAGAAAAAAAGUAUAGCUAUUUAGAGAUACCAUUGCCAUUGAUAACAUUCCGAUACUGUAGUUUCUUUUAUGAUUUUUGUUACAAAACUACAAGUAUAUUUUCUAGUGGUUUUUGAAGAUACCUAAGAAAUACCAUUAGCACAUGGAGUAUUUCUCCUAACAGAUGAUACUUAGUCAGAAAUCAAAUUGGAUAGAGUUCACUCCUGGUAGUAAGUUCUAUUAAGAUAGAAAGAUACAAUAGGUAGAAAGUUAUCUGUUGAGAUCUCUAUGCAAAACCCUUUUGAAAAUGAAUACAUUUGGAUUUAAACAAUACAGAGAAAUCAAAAUGGACACAUUCUUCUUGUGGAGUCUCCUAUUGCUGUUUUUUGGAAGUCAAGCCUCAAGACCCUCAGCUAAAAAAAAUACCGAAUUUGCAAUGGAUAUUUAUCAAGAGGUUUCCUUAUCUCAUAAGAACAACAUUAUAUUUUCGCCCCUUGGAAUAACUUUGAUUCUUGAAAUGGUACAACUGGGAGCCAAAGGAAAAGCACAGCAACAGAUAAGACAAACUUUAAAACAACAGGAAACCUCAGCUGGGGAAGAAUUUUUCGAACUGAAGUCAUUUUUCUCUGCCAUCUCAGAGAAAAAACAAGAAUUUACAUUUAAUCUUGCCAAUGCCCUCUACCUUCAAGAAGGAUUCACUGUGAAAGAACAGUAUCUCCAUGGCAACAAGGAAUUUUUUCAGAGUGCUAUAAAACUGGUGGAUUUUCAAGAUGCAAAGGCUUGUGCAGAGAUGAUAAGUACCUGGGUAGAAGGCAAAACAGAUGGAAAAAUUAAAGACAUGUUUUCAGGGGAAGAAUUUGGCCCUCUGACUCGGCUUGUCCUGGUGAAUGCUAUUUAUUUCAAAGGAGAUUGGAAACAGAAAUUCAGAAAAGAGGACACACAGCUGAUAAAUUUUACUAAGAAAAAUGGUUCAACUGUCAGAAUUCCAAUGAUGAAGGCUCUUCUGAGAACAAAAUAUGGUUAUUUUUCUGAAUCUUCCAUGAACUACCAAGUUUUAGAAUUGCCUUAUAAAGGUGAUGAAUUUAGUUUAAUUAUCAUACUUCCUGCAGAAGGUAUGAAUAUAGAAGAAGUAGAGAAACUAAUUACUGCUCAACAAAUUCUAAAAUGGCUUUCUGAGAUGCAAGAAGAGGAAGUGGAAAUAAGCCUCCCUAGAUUUAAAGUAGAACAAAAAGUAGACUUCAAAGAUGUUUUGUAUUCUUUGAACAUAACUGAGAUAUUUAGUGGUGGCUGCGACCUUUCCGGAAUAACAGAUUCAUCUGAAGUAUAUGUUUCUCAAGUCAUGCAAAAAGUUUUCUUUGAGAUAAAUGAAGAUGGAAGUGAAGCUGCAUCAUCAACUGGUAUGCACAUCCCUGUGAUCAUGAGUCUGUCUCGAAACCAAUUUGUAGCAAAUCAUCCAUUUCUGUUUAUUAUGAAGCAUAACCAAACAGGUCAUGCCAGCCGCGGUGGCUCAAGCCUGUAAUCCCAGCACUUUGGGAGGCCGAGGCGGCUGGAUCAGAAGGUCAAGAGAUCGAAUCCUGGUGAAAUCCCGUCUCUACUAAAAAAUACAAAAAAUAGCUGGGAGUGGUGGCGCACACCUGUGGUCCCAGCUGCUCGGGAGGCUGAGGCAGAAGAAUUGCUUGAGCCCGGGAAGUGGAGGUUGCAGUGAGCAGAGAUCGCGCCACUGCACUCCAGCAUCGCGCCUGGCAACGGAGCGAAACUCUGUCUCAAAAAACAAAAAACAAAAAAAACAAAACUCUUUUAGGUCAUGCGUUGAGGGCAGAGACAGAUUGAAGAAUUUUCAUUAAGAAUUUCUUUUCUGGCCAUUAGCUUGGUAAUGCUAUUGUAUUGUAAUAUUAGAAAGUCAAAUUUGCUUUCAUCUGAUGAAGAUGUUGUAUAAAAUAUUGAUUAAAUAUAGAGGACACUUAUUUAAGAAGAAGGCAUGAAGAUAAAAAAAAUAUUUUUGCUUCAGUCUGCCUCUAAAUUCUUUGCUAUUAUGUCAAGGGAAAUUUUACUAAUCUGCCCAAUUUAGUAGUGAGUAGAUUGAUGAUGGCAUGAAGACUCAAUAAAAAAUGUGAGUCUUCCUGCAAAAAGAAACAGAUUGAAAAGGCUGGGACUAAAACAGAUUGAAAAGGCUGGACUUUUAUGUGAUAUUCUGCACUUCUAGGUAUUUAAAAUUUUAAGAUAUUGUCUUCAACUAUAAGAUAGUGUUUGUAGAAGUUACUUUAACAUUUUUCCAAAGAAACUAUUCUGAUGUACAUUUUAAUGCAAUAGCGUUAUAGCAUUAGUAUUAUGAAGAUAUAGGAGUCACUGCCUUUUCCUAUUGUGACUAAAUUUAAUAUCUAUUCUGGGAAAUGUAUUUAUGUAUCUUUAUCUGUCUGAAAUAUUGGGGUAUUUUCUUUGUUCCAGAAUUAUUUUAAUAUUUUGAAACAGAACAUCGUUAACUAUAAUUACUCAUAAUAAAAAGUAAAAUCUGCUGGA